Molecule: messenger RNA, 1644 nt
Organism: Closterium sp. NIES-65
Lineage: Eukaryota; Viridiplantae; Streptophyta; Zygnematophyceae; Desmidiales; Closteriaceae
Source: the annotation of a GenBank genome assembly
AUGGCGCAGUGGGGAGCGCGAAGGCCGCGAUCGACGCCAUCAGCCGGCGGCGGCGGCGGCGGGCGCGUCGCGCACGCUCGCGACGCGAAGGUCGUCACGCUCGUGGACGACUACGAGGAUCGCAAGACCGGAGCCGUCGGAUUGACGCGCGAUCAGCGCGUCUCGCUCGAGUUCAAGCCGUUCGAUAGCCAGACCUAUCUGCAUCUCCGCAAUAGGCGCAUGGCGGUUCUCUCCAAGGCCGCGAUUCACGGCGCCGGCCUCGGUAGCGUCGGGAGUGUCGCCUCUCGGAGCUAUAGCGAGGACGACUGGGAAGACUAUGAUCCCGAAAACGAAUAUGCGUAUAACGAGUACGGCGAUAGUGAGGGCAGCGGCGAGGACUCUCCGAGGCGAGGCGGCGCGAGGCGGCCGCGCGAGCCGGAGCUGUACGACGCGAUUCGGCAUCCCCUGAGCGAAGCCCUCGACGCGGUUCGCGAGAAGCUCGAGCGCCGCGCGCUGAUGGUCGGCGGAGGCGGAGGCGGAGGCACGGGAGGGGGAGGGCGCGCGCAGGGGGGAGUGGAGCGGGUGAAGCUUCUGGUGCGGCUGGGGAAGCUUCUCUUCUCCGUGCAGGGCAGGCCGGAUCUCAGCGCAACCCUGACCAACAUCCCGCCCUUCUCAGCCAAGACAUUCGAGGACCACAUGAACGAGCAUGCACCGUUUGCGAAGCUGGUAUACCGAACCUAUGAGAGCCACCUCCCGGAGAGUGCAUAUCAGCAGGUGGAGGACAUGCUGCUGGGGGAUGGCCAGGUGGCGCACUCGCUGGGGGAGAAAUACAACAUUCAGCAGGUGGAGGACAUGCUGCUGGGGGAUGGCCAGGUGGCGCACUCGCUGGGGGAGAAAUACAACAUUCAGGUGGUGGACACGAGGGAGCACAUCGUGUACAAGGCAGUCUGUAGGCACAGCCCUCAGGAGCAGCGCUUGACCGUGAAAAAGGUGAAGAAGCCACCUGUGCGCCAUGCACUGUUUGACAUUGCACGCCCUGACAAAGUCGUGGACGCGCGCUUGAUCCUCGUCACCGAGACGCACUUGACGACACUGGAUCUCCUUCUACCCCCCCCUAACCCGCCCUCCCUUCCCUCCUUCCACUCUCAGGAUGAGCUAGAAGUGGCGCUAGAGAGCAUUCUUGAGGCCACGAAGAUCAAUCCCCAGAGCCCAGCAGGACUGCGCAUCCCAUCUCACAUGACAGAAGCCCAUGGAAGCUCUGAUACCACCAGUAGGCGCGAUGCUGGUGGUGGUGGUAGCAGGGACUAUGGUGGCACGACUAGCAGGGGCUAUAGUGGUGGUGCGACCAGUGGGAGAUCUGCUGGUGCUGGGAGCAGCAACAGGUUUGUGGUGCGAGCGGUGCGGCACGCCACGACGAGGCGGGCAGAGGGGAGAGGGCGGGUGUGGAAGCUGUCCCGUGUGGAUGGGGUUGAGUUCAAGGAGGGGGGUGGGCGGCAGACCAAUGAAAUCGAGUUCUGCCCGGUUGCAUGGCAGCAGGAGCUUAAGGGUGGCCCCGAUGGGCAUGCCAGCCCCAGGGGGCAGCAGCAGCCCCCCACGUGGACCACAGAGGAGAUCAUGGCGGAAUGCCCUGGAUUGUUGUCGUGGCUCAGCAAGAACCUUCCAUGA